AUGGGUGAAGAAGAGCGGCAUGAACGUCGCUCAAUGGUCGGAGUUCCACCGACUGUCAGAAAACCGCCAACAAGUGCAAGAUCAAGUCGUACCCCGCGAGCGUCCGCCUCAAGGCAGGGUGGGAAGCGAAAACGGGAGGAUGAGUCGGAAGAAGAGCAUGAAAGCGGUAGCGAGCGACAAGAUAGCGAGAUGGGAGACGUUGAGGAGGAAUCAGGCGCCGAUGAGACUACUGGAACUGAGACUCCUGGAAAAACGAAGAAGAAGGCACGACGACGUGUUCAUUUGACGGAUUAUUCUACGAAGAGAAAGCAACGGGAGAAAGAGAAGGAAAAAUUGAAGAAAUCUGGACAUUUCGAAGAGCCAAGUACACCAGCAUCUUUAGAGCAUGAGGAGAAAAAGCCUACACCACAACCAGAAACGCCUGAACCAGUAAUUAAGACACCACAAGUGAAGAAGUGA
Molecule: messenger RNA, 459 nt
Organism: Strongylus vulgaris
Lineage: Eukaryota; Metazoa; Nematoda; Chromadorea; Rhabditida; Strongylidae
Source: the annotation of a GenBank genome assembly